UUUUAUUUAAAUUUAUUACUGCAAUCUGAAUUUAUAAUAUAAUGAAAGUUUAAAACCAUGUCAAAUAGGAACCUUGUUCUAAUAUUUGAUCAGUACCAACGUGCACGACUGGCAUUUGUCCAAGCAAUUUCUGAUUUAGCUGCAAGGCAGCAAAAUACAGAACUUUUAAUUAAAGGCGGUACAUUGGACCUACUGAAGCCUCUCCUUGCAGAUCCAUGUAUUCAAAUCCAACAGUGUGCCGCUAUAGCUGUAGGAAGGUUGGUUCAUUACAGCAGUACAAUCGCUGAGAGUUGUAUUAACCAAGGCUUUAUUUCAAUAUUGCUCUCUUCAAUUUAUACUGGAAAUAAAUAUCAGAAAAGAGCCGGACUGUUUGUAUUGCGAUCAAUUUGCAGACAUAGUCCCCAUUGUGCGUUACAAGUUAUAAAUGCUGGAGGUUUGCAGGCUUUAAUAGGAUGCUUAGAAGAUUUUGAGUCUGGUGUUAAAGAAGCUGCAGCGUGGGGCAUUGGUUACAUUUCGAGACAUUCCAAAUCGUUAGCUCAAACUUGCGUGGAUGCUGGGGCUGUACCUUUGCUUCUGCUUUGCUUACAAGAGCCGGAAAUUACUCUCAAGCAAAUUACUACCAGCGCCCUUUCGGAUAUUGCUAAACAUGGAAUGGAACUGGCACAGAGCGUCGUAGAUGCAGGAGUUGUACCGUAUCUGGUGAAGAAUUUAAGCAAUACUGAUGAGAAAUUAAAGAAGCAAAUCCUUGCUGGAUUAAGCUCUUGUGCUAAACAUUCUAUCGAUUUAGCGGAAGUAGUUGUUGAAGCAGAAAUAUUUCCAACGGUUCUGCUUCAUCUCGCUCAUCCGUGUCCCGGAGUACGACGGAAUGCUGCAUGUUUAGUCAGAGAUAUCGUGAAACACUCUUUAGAAUUGACCCAGUUGGUGGUAAAUACAGGUGGAAUUGGUGCGUUGAUGGAAGUCUUAUUCCAGAAGGACAGCGGAGGUGCUAUAUUGCCAACUAUCACAGCUAUAGGAUAUAUAUCAGCCCAUUCUGAACACCUAGCAAUGUCGGUCAUAGGCUGCAAAGUUAUCGUCUUACUUGCUGAGCUUCUAGAAACGUCAACGGAUGAUCCCCUAUUAGCUAUAACUGUUUGGGCAAUUGGCCAGAUCGGCAAACAUAGCGCCGACCAUUCGCAAGCAGUUGCUGCAGCAAAUAUUUUUCCCAGAUUGAUUGUCCUCUACGAAAGCGACAAAUCUUCACAAGACCUUAAGUAUAAGUGUAAAAAUACGUUGAAGUUGUGUCUGCAGAAAUGUUUGCUGGUCGAUGCUUUGGAACCGCUGCUUUAUUCUGCACCUUUCCAGAUUUUAAAGUAUGUUUUAGGACAAUAUAGUAAGCUCUUACCACAAGAUUCUAAAGCUAGACGACUCUUCGUUACGACAGGUGGACUAAAGAAAGUUCAAAUGAUAGAAGCUAAACCUGGUACAACCCUAUUUGAGUAUAUCUCAGUAAUUAAUGCCUGCUUCCCAGAUGAGAUUGUUAGAUAUUAUUCUCCAGGAUAUCCAGAAACUCUAUUAGAUAAAGUAGAACAAUAUUCCCCUCAAAUGAUGAGUGUUUUAAGAGAACAAGACCAAAACGAAAAUGAAGCUCAAACUGAUAUAUUGAACAUAGAUGAUCAAACAUCAACCGACGAAGAGGACGAGGACAAGAGUUUCCGCAAUAAUAUGUGAUAGAUUUCUUAUUCUUAUUGUACAUUAAUUUAUUGUCUUUUCCAACAAACAAAAAUAAAAUGGAUUAUCGUACG
This is a messenger RNA of Diabrotica balteata, 1781 nucleotides long. NCBI's taxonomy places the organism in Eukaryota, Metazoa, Arthropoda, Insecta, Coleoptera, Chrysomelidae. The record is from the annotation of a GenBank genome assembly.